AUGGCUGAGGACACUCAAAACUUCACAGGUAUCAAUGAUGUUACAGGACUUCUUGAAUUGGAAAGCAAUAUGUCAGAUUAUGGCAACAAUUCAUUCAACUUUAACAUGAGUCAAAGACCUUACCCAGGCAUAAAUGGGAGUACUGGGAUUGGACAUCCAAUUAAUGGCACUAAUUAUUUACUUUUUGAGAGUAUAACAAAAAUUAUUAUCAACAGCUUUGUUCUUAUAAUCUGCCUUUUGGGACUUCUGGGAAAUGGAAUGGUCAUCUGGCUUCUUGGCUUCCGCAUGAAGAGGAAUCCUUUCACCACCUACAUCCUGAACCUUUCCAUAGCUGACUUUGGAGUCCUUAUCUUUCUAAUUAUAGUUGAUGCUUUGGUGAUGUUAGUAGAUCAGUAUCAUGGAAUCAAUAUUUUCUCUCUUUUCUUCCUAAUAUUUUUGGAGCUAUUUUUCUUCACAUAUUCUACUAGCCAGUUUCUACUAGCAGCCAUCAGUAUUGACAGAUGUUUGGCUAUCCUUUUCCCACUGUGGCAUCGAUGCCACCGACCAUCCUAUUUAUCCAUUGUUGUUUGUACUUUAAUCUGGAUCGUCUCUUUUCUGCUCUCUGGAAUUCACUUCACCCUCCUUAGGAUCCAGAACUUUGGGAAUUCUCCAUUUUUGUAUCCACUGAUUGUCAAUGUUGCACUUUGUGCUCCUAUUAUGGUUGCCUCCACUCUCAUCCUGGUCAUUCACAUCUGGUGUAAAGCAGAACAACGCCAUCGGGGGAAGCUUGUCACAGCCAUCUUGCUAGCUCUCCUCUUCUUCCUCAUUUUUGCCUUACCACUUAAUGUGUUUUAUAUAAUCCAUCAAUAUCACACUUCUCUUUCCAGCAUAAUGUCCACUGGUUUUGCCUGUGCUUCUCUGAACAGCAGCAUUAAUCCUCUGAUUUAUUUCUUAGUUGGGAAGAGGCAAAAGAAAGGUCAGUCCAGGGUGUCUAUGAAGGUGGCACUCCAGAGGGUUUUCAAGAAUGAGCAUGAACAUACAGAAGAGCAAAACACCACAAGUGAAACUGACAUUUGA
Messenger RNA from Sceloporus undulatus (fence lizard), 1056 nucleotides. Its product is annotated as mas-related G-protein coupled receptor member H-like. Lineage: Eukaryota; Metazoa; Chordata; Lepidosauria; Squamata; Phrynosomatidae. Bases 1 to 1056 code for a protein of 351 amino acids. Gene Ontology annotation, molecular function: G protein-coupled receptor activity. The record is from RefSeq and is a predicted model, not a curated record. Gene Ontology annotation, biological process: G protein-coupled receptor signaling pathway. Gene Ontology annotation, cellular component: membrane. The transcript is spliced from 3 exons.